Octopus bimaculoides (California two-spot octopus) is the source of this 681-nucleotide messenger RNA. RefSeq lists its product as uncharacterized. NCBI's taxonomy places the organism in Eukaryota, Metazoa, Mollusca, Cephalopoda, Octopoda, Octopodidae. The record is from RefSeq and is a predicted model, not a curated record.
AUGUCAAAAAAAGGGAGAUCUCAGUGUCACCAAAACCUACAGGAAGAUUACUCUCACUGUCAUAUCUGCCAAAGUUUACAAUGCCAAGCUACUCAACUGUACCCAGCCAGAGACAGGAAAAAAAUCUUGCAUAAAAGCCAGAAUGGCUUUCAAAGAAAUGGAUCAACAUUUGCCCAGAUUCUUACAGACCGAAAUGUUAUUGAAGGAGUUUGUGUACGGAACCUGAAAGCAGUCCUAUUUGUAGACUUUUCUAGGGUCUUUGACUUGAUACAUAGAGGAAAAAUGGAAGAAAUACGCUUUGCAUAUGGUAUCCCAAAGGAAACUGUCAAUACUAUCAUGUUGUAUAGAAAUCUUCAAUCUAUAGUUUGUUGUCCAGAUGGCAAGAAUGAGUUUUUUGACAUAGUGGCUGGUAUCCUCCAGUGUGACACCUUGACAUCUUACCUGUUUAUCAUAUAUCUAGAUUAUGUUUUAUGCACCUCUGUAGAGGAGCUGAAUGACAAAGGAUUCACUCUUCUAUCAGUCAAAAGCAGACUCUUUUCAACUGUAACUAUCACAGAUGCUGGCUGUGCUGGUGACUUGGUACUACUUACAAAUGAAGUUUGUGAUGCAGAGUCUCUCUUGUACAGCCUUGAAAGUACUGCUAAAGACGUUGGUCUCAAUGUGAACUUGGACAAAACAUAA